Molecule: messenger RNA, 1443 nt
Organism: Rhinocladiella mackenziei CBS 650.93
Lineage: Eukaryota; Fungi; Ascomycota; Eurotiomycetes; Chaetothyriales; Herpotrichiellaceae
Exons: 6
Coding region: 1-1443 (480 amino acids)
Biological process (GO): carbohydrate transport; transmembrane transport
Cellular component (GO): membrane
Molecular function (GO): carbohydrate:proton symporter activity
Source: RefSeq, a predicted model, not a curated record
AUGGUCGUGAAGGAAGUCUUCUCACAGUCCGUGCUUGCGAACUAUGGCAAAGCAAUUAGAGCCGCUCCUCACGAGGUGGUUUGCAAUCGCAGUUUGAUCUUAUCGCCUGGGAUCAAGGCUCGUCUUCCGUCAUCCCUUCACUACCGGGUUUUCAAAGAGCACUUCGGCAUCAGCUCCGGGUCAAACGCUGGCGAGAUUAAGAAUUUCGUUUCCAUCGUCUACAUCGGCUAUGCCUGGGGUGCCGGCUUACCCUUCUUCAUCAACGACCGGAUUGGCCGUCUAUGGUCCUUUCGUCUAUACACAGUUAUCUACAUCAUUGGACAAAUGGUGGCCACUUCGGCUCCAGGUUUAGCAGGCUUAUAUGCGGCACGCAUCAUCUCGGGGUGGGGCAUUGGCUCUCUCACCGUCACAGGCCCUAUGUCGAUCGUCGAAAUUGCCCCGGCCGAAAUACGGGGUCUCCUCACAGCGUGGUUCAACGUCGCCAUGGGUAUCGCGCUGACCACGUCAACCUUUUGCAUUGUCUGGUUCUCGCCGUGCAUUUUUAUGUUUCUCUGCGUCGUCAUUAGUUUCUUCCUCUGUGAAUCACCUAGGUGGCUCUUUCUGGUUGACCGAUAUGACGAGGCCGUGAAGACUCUUGUCCGAGUUCGCGGUUUGCCCGCGGAACACCCCCGGGUGCAGUUGGAACUUCAAGAGAUCCAGGAUUCUAUACGCAGGGAGAGGGAGAACUUCGGUGAUGGCCGCCAUUCGUCUGGCCUUGUCAGCAUUGUUAAAGAAACAUUCGCGGUCCCUUCCAACUUGCAACAUGUUCAGCAGAGUUUGGUAUCAUAUGCGCUCGCACAACUGUCUGGCGCCAACUCCAUCACCUCCUAUUUCGUACCCAUCUUGACUCUUUUGGGUCUGGGUGGCGGUACCCUCCGGAAUUUGUUUCUGACCGGUAUGUACGCCAUGUCCAAACUCUUCUUCUCCUUGAUUGGUUCAUUCUUCUUCGUCGACGGUUUGGGUCGGCGAAAAUCACUGUUCGUGGGCAUUUGCCUGCAAAAUGUUGUCGGAUAUAUACGUCGGCAUAUACCUCAAACACAAGCAAGACGACACCUCGUCCCACGCUUCGUCCCAGGCGGCGGUCGCAUUCAUCUUCCUCCACGCUUCUGGGUGUGCGGUGGGUUUGCUCAUCCUCCCGGGGCCUUUAUUUUCUUCGCUGGCUGGUGCUUUGUUUCCCUACUCUACGUAUACCUGGUGGUCCCUGAGACGGCUGGUCUCAGUGUUGAAGAAAUCGACGAUGUUUUCAAAGGCCCAUGGUUCAAUGCCUACAAACGCUCCAAGAAGCCGGCAACCAUAACAACCUUUGAGGCUGUGGCGGUCAAAACGCUAUCCGAGGAAGGCAAAGGAGCACUGGACAGAAAGGGCUACCUAGUUCAAACUGAAAUAUCUACCAAGCAGUAUUGA